AUGGUUUGGAUACCAUUUUUUUCAAAUAGUUCAGACAGUAAUAAAGAUUUUGAAAAUAAUAGGAAACAAAGAGAAUUAUGUUGGGAAUCAAGAGAUGACUUUUUUAAUUGUCUGGAUAAGAUUAAUGUGAUUAAUUCAUUAGAUCCAAAAAAUGAAAAAUUAAUUAAUCAAAAUUGUAAAGAUGAGAGUAAAAAAUUCAAUAAAAAUUGUGCUACAAGUUGGAUAAAUUAUUUCAAACAAAAGAGACUUAUCGAUUUUAGAAAUAGUCAGAUUGAUAGAGAACUAGAAUUGAAAAGACAACAAGAACAAAUACAGGAUUAG
Molecule: messenger RNA, 321 nt
Organism: Kazachstania africana CBS 2517
Lineage: Eukaryota; Fungi; Ascomycota; Saccharomycetes; Saccharomycetales; Saccharomycetaceae
Gene: COA6
Product: Coa6p
Exons: 1
Coding region: 1-321 (106 amino acids)
Biological process (GO): mitochondrial respiratory chain complex IV assembly
Cellular component (GO): mitochondrion; respiratory chain complex IV; mitochondrial intermembrane space
Source: RefSeq, a predicted model, not a curated record